This is a messenger RNA of Truncatella angustata, 402 nucleotides long. RefSeq lists its product as uncharacterized. The record is from RefSeq and is a predicted model, not a curated record. The coding region runs from base 1 to 402 and encodes 133 amino acids. The transcript is spliced from 2 exons. Lineage: Eukaryota; Fungi; Ascomycota; Sordariomycetes; Amphisphaeriales; Sporocadaceae.
AUGUCGAAAAUUGCAGCAAUGACGGGAAUUUUCAACCAUAGACUUCUGUUCGUCGUCCAUAUUGUGGAAGUAAUUUUGAUCAUCACUGCGAUAUCUAUCACAGUCGCGCGGAUAGCUAUCAUGGGCAGAAUCACGUCGAGGGCGGACACAAUGUCCAUAGGCAUGGGCGCAAAAUCGCUUCUCUUCAUAGCUUAUCAACUUCUCACUCAACACGUCGAAUCUCUCAAGAGAUGGGGUAGUUUGAAAGCCAACACCAUCCUGAACUGCCUGGAUAUUGUCUUUUGGGCGGCGGUGGUGUACCUUAUGGCCCAAGCGAACGCUCUAAGCUGUCCCGUGCAGACCUGCGCCUUGUCCAAGCUUGUCGUGGCAUUGGGCGUGAUUUUGAGGUUCGUUGCCAUGUAA